Pelagomonas calceolata is the source of this 1130-nucleotide messenger RNA. The record is from the annotation of a GenBank genome assembly. Lineage: Eukaryota; Pelagophyceae; Pelagomonadales; Pelagomonadaceae.
AUGCGAGCCCUAAUUUUAAUCCUGGGAGCGGUGCUGGGCAUGUCCGAGAAGCGCGUCCAAUUCAAGCUCGCAGCCACCGUAGCGUACGAGACGGUCCCGUCGCGCGCACAAACUCUAGGUGAAGCCGCAGGAUUAAGGGAAGUGAAGCGCGUCUUCCGCCACGCGCCGAAGCACGAGGCCAAGCACCGGGCGCAGGGCCUGCACCUCUGGUACACGGGCGCCGCCGCGUCGGCCGCGGACGCGGAUCGCGCCGUCGCGCAGCUGCAAGCGGACCCCGACGUCGCGAGCGCUGAAUUAGAUCAAGAAGUGCAGAUGCUCUGAUGGCUUUUCUCACGCAACCGCUGCCGGCCGAGUUGCUCCACCUCCUCGUCGAGGGCGAGUGGGCGUUAGCGGCGCCGCCGCGCGCCGAUGCCGGAGGUAAUUCUGUUCCGGUGCGCCACCGCUUCGAGGCCGAGGGCGUGGACGUCUGGCUCACGCGCGAUACGGGCGUGGCAGCAGAGCCGCUGGAGGCCGUGGCUCUGAAUCUGGAGCGCCGCGAGGCGUCGGUCGAGCGGUCGAACGUCGGCGGCUACCACUCGCACACCGAUUUGUUCGACGCCUUCCCCCGCGCGACGCAUGCCGCGCGACAAGCGACGGAAAUCGCGGCGAGAGCCAUGGGCGCCGACGUGAGCGCUCGAGCGCCGGCGACGCGCGUCGCGGUCGAGGGCGCGCGCUUAGUGGUGGACGGCGACUACCAACUAGCGGUGCGCGCGGACGCAGCAAACUUGGAGCUCGCCGGCGCGGCGCGCGCGCACGACGCCGACGCGAGCGGCAGCGUCGAGGCGUGGGUCAACGUGUCGCGCGCCGGCCACUUCAACGCGCUCCAUGACCACGCCGGGGCGUCGGUGAGCGGCGUGAUAUGGGUCCGCGCGCCGCCGGCGCCGCGGGGCGUCGAGUUCAGCGGCUGCUUGUUCCUCGCGCUACGAUUUCCCAGCGACGACGCCCCGGGCGCCUACGCGCUCGUCGCGCCCGCCGAUCGGGCGCUCGUCGCGUUCCCCGGGCGCCUCGCGCACGCCGUGCUGCCGCUCGCGCCCGAGGCCCUGCGCGACCCGGACGACGUGCGGAUCUCGCUCGCGUUUAACUAUCCGUGA